AUGGCUGGAGGAGAUAAUCAUGUGGAUACCUCCAGCGAAGAUGAUGUUGAUGCUCCGAUAGUGCUGCGCAGAGGAGUGAACCCAAUUGUAGCUAAAGAUUGGGCUCAAGAGAUAAAGGAGCUGUUAGGCAUGCUAGAGUGCACAGAGGAACAGAAGGUGAGGUUUGCCACCUUUAAGUUAGUGAGGGAAGCAAAGAGGUGGUGGAGGUCAGCCAAGAUGGUGGAGGAACAGUGCCUAGGGUAUGCAUCUAUUACUCGAAGCCUCUAUAGAGAGGUUUUCUUUAGGAGAUACUUCCCUAUUGCCACUCGAGAGGCGAAGGUUGUGGAGCUUUCUCGUUUCGCUCCGCAUAUGGGCCCUGAUGAGCCGAAAAAGGCUUGGAUAUUUGAGAGAGGUCUGAGGCAGGGUGUACGAUCACAGGUAGCAUUGUUAUUGACUCAGAGUUUCUCUGGGCCAGUGAACAAGGCCAUGGCAGUCGAGACCAGCAUUCAGGAGGGGGAGAAAGUAGAAAAUCAGAAGAAGCGGCCCUUGCCUUAG
Molecule: messenger RNA, 534 nt
Organism: Malania oleifera
Lineage: Eukaryota; Viridiplantae; Streptophyta; Magnoliopsida; Santalales; Ximeniaceae
Exons: 3
Coding region: 1-534 (177 amino acids)
Source: RefSeq, a predicted model, not a curated record